AUGUCUGAAGAAGAAUCCACAAUAAUAUCAUCAAGACAAUCACAACUAUUCCAACAUCAAACCAAAUCUUUUAUUGAAUGGGGGUUAUCAGAUAUAGAAUCUUGGUUAUCAAGUUUAAGUUUUAAUGAAACAAUAAUUGAAAAUUUUAUAUCAAAUAAUAUUACAGGUGAUUUAUUACCAUAUUUAAAAGAUGAACAUUUUGAAGAAAUGGAAAUCCCAAUAAAGGAUAAAAUAAAAUUAAAAAUUAAUAUAAAUAAAUUAUUAAAAUCACAAAAUUAUUUAGAUCCAAAUUCAAUUGAUUCAAUAAAAUUAAUUUUAACAAAUAUAAAUAAUCUAAUUCAAUCAAAUUUAGAUCAUACUUCAAGACAAUUAAACGAUGAAUUAUACAAAAUAAGAGAUGAUUUCACUAAAUUAAAUCAAAAACCAUUACCAACCCCUGAUAAAAAUCCAUCAUCACCUUUUAAUUUAACAAGUCCAACAAAGACAAAUUCAACAUAUACAGGAAAUAAUUCACCAAAUGAAGUAUAUCAAUCUCUAUCAAGAAAACAUAGUGAAAAUAAACAUUAUAAGUCAAAUAGAUCUUCAACUUUAUUAGCUGCUCAUAAUAAUUAUAAUUCAAAUUCUUCAUUAAAUUCAAUAAAUUCUCCAACUUCUUCCAAUUCACAACAACAAACUUUACAAUCUUUAGGAUCAUCCACAGGGACAGGGACAGGACCAGCAAAACCAGUAUCAGAACCUUUAAAACAAUUAAGAGCAUCAACAGAUGAUCCAUGUUCCAAAAUUUUACAAUCAGCAAUGAAGAGACAUAAAUUAAAUGAUGAUUGGAGAAAUUAUGCUUUAGUUAUUUGUUAUGGAGAUCAAGAACGUAUAAUGGGAUUAGAUGAAAAACCUGUUCAAAUUUUUAAAGAAUUAAGAGAGAAUGGUAAACAUCCUGCUAUUAUGUUGAGACAAAAGGCUGAUUUUAGUGUUGAUCCUAGUAAAAAGAUUAGUGAGACUCCUGGUGGGAAGUUAUAG
This is a messenger RNA of Hansenula ciferrii, 1014 nucleotides long. RefSeq names its product Ste50p (gene STE50). The coding region runs from base 1 to 1014 and encodes 337 amino acids. Lineage: Eukaryota; Fungi; Ascomycota; Saccharomycetes; Phaffomycetales; Wickerhamomycetaceae. The transcript has a single exon. Gene Ontology annotation, molecular function: protein binding. The record is from RefSeq and is a predicted model, not a curated record. Gene Ontology annotation, biological process: signal transduction.